CACAAGCACAAACUCAAUCAUUUGCGCGCGGCCAAACAGGAGAGAGCGUCAAGGCCAUUAGUUUGGAAGCUUAAAGCUUCAUGCUUUUAUUUAGAGAGAGAGAGAGAGAGAGAGAGAGAGAGAGAGAGAAACGUUUCAGAAAACAUUUUUUUUACAUGUUAACGUUGUUGGUUUUACAUCGCGAGACAUUUAUAUCUGUGUCUCUGUGAGUCAGCAUUUCAUUUGCUCUGUUCCUGAAUCUUUGGAUGUACAAAGAUCUCUCGCCUCCUCCAGGUGUUUGUGAACGGUUUCCUGGUUUUGUUGGGUUGGUGCGUCAUCAGUGACCAAAAUGGCUGUAUUCGUCUGCAAUCAUGAGUCACCAUGGUGUCAUCUCUGUAGCACAAAGUGAGACUACAAAAGGAGUCAAACCGUCAUACUGUAAUUCCCCUUCCCCAACACAUAAUUUUUGGGGUAGUGAAUCAGAAGGCAGGAGUUUCACAGCCAGUGAUUGUUCAUCUCCACGCGUGUCUCCUUUCAUACGGGAAAACUCUUUUGGACCUCCUACUAAUAUGCAAGGAUCCCCUGUUCAGCAUUCCAAGAGCGCGUUUUCACGUUCUUCUGUUUUCUGUACCAGCUUGUAUCAGUCUUCUUCAUCGAGCCCCGAAACCUCUCGUCAGCUUGGGAAUUUGCCAUUUCUUCCACAUCCUCCAACAUAUGGCCAGUCCAUUUCUGCUGUUGAUUCAAAAUCUCCAUUGCUUUUUAGCGAGGAUAAAAGCAAUCAAUAUGAUGACAAACAAUCAGAGGAUCUCAUGAAAGACUUUCUUAAUUUGCAUGGAGAUUCCUCACACGGAAACGUCCAUGGUAUUAGUUAUGGAAGUGACACUCUAGCACUUACAGAACAAUUAGACUUACAAUUUUUGUCAGAUCAACUUGACAUGGCUAUCACGGACAAUGGAGAGAAUCCUGGGCUUGACGAAAUAUAUGAGAUUCCUCAACCCUCACCAAAACCGGAUAUAGGACUGACAGCAUGUAGUGAGGGUUGUCGCUUGACAACACCGCUCGUUGAUGCUCUUACAAGUCACCCCUCUCCCGGGCCAGCCACCGCACAUAGGCCAAGAAUGCGAUGGACGCCUGAACUCCAUGAGCGUUUUAUAGAGGCCGUUAACAGGCUUGAUGGGGCUGAAAAGGCCACUCCGAAAGGUGUAUUAAAGGCUAUGAAUGUUGAGGGCUUAACCAUUUAUCAUGUGAAAAGCCACUUACAGAAAUACCGACUUGCCAGGUAUAUGCCAGAGAAAAAGGAAGAUAAGAAGGCCUCUAGCUCUGAAGAAAAGAAAGCAACUUCUACCAUUAACGAAAGCGAUGGACGUAGAAAAGGGAGCAUUCACAUCACCGAGGCUCUGCGCAUGCAAAUGGAAGUUCAGAAGCAACUGCAUGAGCAGCUUGAGGUUCAAAGGGUCCUUCAGCUACGCAUAGAGGAACACGCAAAAUACUUGCAGAAGAUCUUGGAGAAUCAGCAGAAAGCCGGCAGUGCUUUACUUCCUCCGCAAGCUUUGUCAUCACUGACGAUUAAUUCCGCUCAAGGUGUCCGCGCAACUGCCUUCAUCAACCUGUGUAUCACCCCCACAACCUGCCGUGUCUGACUCAUCAUCGCCUCAAUCACUAAAGCAUAAAGCUACUGACUGUAGUGACUCUGAGCCGCAGACGUGUGCCAAAAAGCCCCAUCUUGAAGAGAGACCGGAUGAGGGUGUGGUCGAAAAUCCUCAAUUAUAACUGCUUCCACAACACCUACUCCACCUCUAAAGUCUCAAGUCCAUUGUUUGUAUCAUGUAUAGAACUUCCCAGCUUUUUGUAGCUAAAACUAGCAAUUGAAUUAAUAUUGCUUGACUUGUAUCUCUUGACAGAAAAUUAGUAAUUAAAUGAAGAGAUCAUCUUUUCAGUUCA
Messenger RNA from Pyrus x bretschneideri (Chinese white pear), 1920 nucleotides. RefSeq names its product myb family transcription factor PHL6-like. The transcript is spliced from 8 exons. The coding region runs from base 351 to 1619 and encodes 422 amino acids. The record is from RefSeq and is a predicted model, not a curated record. Gene Ontology annotation, molecular function: DNA binding; DNA-binding transcription factor activity. NCBI's taxonomy places the organism in Eukaryota, Viridiplantae, Streptophyta, Magnoliopsida, Rosales, Rosaceae.